Molecule: messenger RNA, 1872 nt
Organism: Fraxinus pennsylvanica
Lineage: Eukaryota; Viridiplantae; Streptophyta; Magnoliopsida; Lamiales; Oleaceae
Source: the annotation of a GenBank genome assembly
AUGAUGGAUCGAGUUCGUUUGUGGGUAGUUUUUAUGGCAUUUUUCGUUCUCUUGUCUGUGACAAUUGCAGAAACAGUACAAGUGAGAGAUGCAUUAGUCCAGUUUAUGGAAAAACUUGCUCCUGGAAAUAAUCCAGGAGAAGAAAACUGGGGUUGGAAUAUGAGUUCUGAUCCUUGUAUUAAUGCCUGGAAAGGGAUAUCUUGUGAUAAAAGUGUGCAAUUUGUUCAGAAAAUAGUACUUGAUAAGCUAAAUUUCACUGGUGUUCUUGAUGCUGCCUCUGUCUGUUCAGCGAAGAACCUUGCAGUUCUGAGCCUGAACAACAAUAAUGUUUCAGGGAUUUUACAGGAUGAGAUAUCAAAUUGCACGCGCUUGACACAUUUGUAUCUACACGGAAAUAAUUUAUCUGGAAAUCUCCCUGGAUCACUGUCAAGGUUAAGUAAUUUGAAGAGACUUGAUGUAUCAGACAAUGGCUUCUACGGAGGGAUACCGGAUAUUUCAAGAGUCUCGGGAUUGCUGACCUUUCUUGCUCAGAACAAUCAGUUUGAUGGAGUUAUUCCAAAGUUCGAAUUUUUGAAUCUUGAAGAAUUCAAUGUAUCUAACAACAAUCUCAGUGGGAGUAUUCCUGAUGUUGAGGGUCAUUUCAAUGCAAGCAGCUUUUUAGGCAAUCCGGAAUUAUGUGGAAAGCCACUGCCUAAUAAUUGCCCUCCUCCUCAACCUCCGGCUGAAGAGAAAGGUUGGUCGAGCAAGAUGUAUCUUAUGUAUCUCGGAUAUGCUCUAAUCGCCCUAAUUCUUUUGAGUCUUGUUGCCCUCAAAGUGAUAUGGAGGAACAAGCAUAAAGAUAAGAAAGAGAUUGUAAAUAGGGGCUUGCAAACAGAUGCCACGAAAGACAAGAUUAGUAGCAGAACGUCUAGUGAGUUGAAAAGAGGAAACAUAUCCGAGUACUCGAUAACAUCUGUCGAAAGUGGAAUGGGUUCGUCAUCACUUGUAGUUCUCUCGAAUCCUGUGGUGUAUGGGCUGAAAUUCAAGGAUUUGCUUCGAUCUCCGGCUGAAUUGAUCUGGAGAGGACGACACGGAAGCCUUUACAAGGUCACACUUGACAGUGGAGUGACUCUCGCUGUGAAAAGAAUCCGGGAUUGGGACAUUUCGAGAGACGAUUUCAAGAAGAGGGUGCAUAGAAUAGACCAAGUGAAGCAUUCAAAUGUGAUGCCUGUUGUUGCCUAUUACUGUUCCAGCCAAGAACAGCUCGUUGUUUAUGAAUUCCAGCAUAAUGGCAGUCUCUUCAGGCUUCUUCAUGGAUCACAAAAUGGGCAGUUAUUUGACUGGGGAAGCAGAUUAAGUGUUGCAGCCAGAAUUGCAAAGGCAUUGGCUUUCAUGCAUGAGGAACUUCAAAGAGAUGGAAUUGCUCAUGGGAACCUAAAAUCCUCGAACAUUUUGCUGAACAAUGGAAUGGAGCCCUGCAUAAGUGAGUACGGUCUAUCAGUGGUUAACAAUCAAGAUUCAUCAGUUCUUGCUCCCGAUGACAGCUUCCAAGAUAACACAUUACCCGUUAACAAUGCUUCCAACGUGUUUAAGGCCGAUGUUUAUGGGUUUGGUAUCAUACUCCUCGAGCUGCUGACUGGGAAGCUCGUCCAGAAUAAUGGAUACGAAUUAGGGCAGUGGGUGAAUUCGGCUAUACGAGAAGAGUGGACGGUCGAAUUUUUCGACAAGACUUUGGUUUUGGAGGGUGCAAGUGAAGAGAUGGUGAACCUUUUGCAAGUAGCUCUAAAGUGUACAAGUUCAGCACCAGAAGAAAGGCCAAGCAUAAGGGAAGUUGCAGUAAUCAUAGACUCUAUUAAGGAAUAUGAAGAGAAAUCUUUCAGUUCUGAGGCCUGA